ACCUUUGCGUUAUUAUUAUUACUCCGAAUUCGUGUUUGAUCAAUAAUUUAUCGAAUAAACAAGUGUAAGAUGAGUGGCAUAUCGACGAAAAGUGUAAGGCUACAGAAACUAGUAACAUAUUUCGCGGAAAGAAAGUCACUGAUAAACAUUUUCUGUCAUAAUAAAAUCACAUGUGCGACUUGUACCAGAGGUUAUGUUGUGACAUGCUCUAAUAAAAAUUGGCAUUUAAAAAAUAUAAUAUCUUGUAAAACAGAACUGUUUAUUAGUGAACUUUGUGUUGGACGAGAAUUUUCUACUGAGCAAGAUAUCCAAUCUAUCAAUUUUAUCAAAUUGUCAACUGAAACCCUUGAGUCACUUUCAGAAUAUUUUGAUGAAAUAAUAGAACAAGCAACUCAUUUACAAGAUGCAGAUGUAUCAUCAGGGGAUGGAGUGCUUACAGUCAAAUUUGGAUCUGAAUAUGGAACUUAUGUUAUUAACAGGCAAAUUCCAAAUCUACAAAUCUGGCUAUCAUCACCAAAAUCAGGACCGAAACGAUAUGAUUUCAUAGAUGGCACAUGGAUAUACAAACACGACGGGAAAUCAUUACACGAAUUGUUAAAUGAGGAAAUAGCAGAUAUUGUAAAAUUUCCGGUUUUAUUUACGGAUUGCUCCUAUGGUAUCAAAAAGUCAAUUGUUUGAAUCAUCUAGAUUAUAUAUGUAUAUAGCGUUAUUUUUUAUUAUGAAGUACAUUAUUGCUUGUAUAUAUUACAUGUAAAUAAAACUAUAUCGAAAA
Messenger RNA from Phymastichus coffea, 772 nucleotides. It is a transcript of the gene fh, whose product is annotated as frataxin homolog, mitochondrial. Gene Ontology annotation, biological process: intracellular iron ion homeostasis; iron incorporation into metallo-sulfur cluster. Gene Ontology annotation, cellular component: mitochondrion. The transcript has 3 exons. Gene Ontology annotation, molecular function: ferroxidase activity; 2 iron, 2 sulfur cluster binding; iron chaperone activity. Bases 70 to 678 code for a protein of 202 amino acids. Lineage: Eukaryota; Metazoa; Arthropoda; Insecta; Hymenoptera; Eulophidae. The record is from RefSeq and is a predicted model, not a curated record.